GCAUGGUGUAGCGGCCAACAUGUUCAGCCCUCUUGCCCGCAGCGUGCUGGCUCCCCGUGCUCCUCUGCAUGGGGCCCCCCGGCGCCGAUGGCAGCCACCAGAAGCGCCCGCCCCUGCCUGGCCCAGAAGCGCCCGCCCCGCUGGAUGAUCCAGAGACGGCCGACCAGGUUGUGAUGGACCGGCUGCGGGGCUUCAUCGCAGCCGGAGUGGGCCAGGCGGCGCCAGGGCUCGGUCGCGGGGGGCCUGCCAGGGCCUCCGCUGCGCACGCGGGCGCCGCAGCGCCGGCGUCGCCCCUGGGGGCCCUGCCGGAGGCCGCGAGGCACCGGCAGCCCCGGGAGCCCUGCGAGCCGGAGCCCCCGGGGCCCGCGGGCCGCCGGGCCGCCGCGCCGCCGCAGGCCCGGCAGGGCGAG
This is a messenger RNA of Prorocentrum cordatum, 410 nucleotides long. Lineage: Eukaryota; Dinophyceae; Prorocentrales; Prorocentraceae. The record is from the annotation of a GenBank genome assembly.